AUGACCUUAUGGGACUCCAAGUAUCACAGCUGUUCAGACCGCGGAAAAUGCCCGACGCAGCUGGGAAUUCUCGCGGGCGAUCGGCAGCAGAGCGAGUGGGGAUACAAUAUCCCGUUUGAUCGGAAACACGUUAUGCGGUGGUUCAAGUUGAUGCUGCUCAACCCGGAAGAUCUUCCCAGGGACGCCGCCGAGUCCAAGUACAUGAAGGAGGCUGCGUCAUGCCUGGAAAAGCGAGGCAAGUCUGCGGAAGACGCCGUCGCUGACUUUCUACGCCUGCUAUGGCAGCAUUGCCUGAACGCAAUGUAUCGCGACCGUGGCCGCGAGGAGAUUGACCAGUACAAGACCACUAUUGUCAUUACUGUGCCUGCUAUCUGGCCCAACUACGCCCAGGCCAAGAUGACAAGGGCUGCUGAGCGUGCUGGUAUGCUCAGUGAAAGAGGCCGAGGCAUGGCGAGGGGAAAGCCGGACUUGCGCUUCGUGUCGGAGCCGGAGGCUGCUGCUUUGGCAGUCUUGGCCGACUUUCAUCCCAAGCCUAAUAUCAAGGAUGACACGAUUGUUGUCUGCGACGCCGGUGGAGGAACCACCGACCUUAUCAGUUACCAAGUGAGCAAGCCGAUCAAGUUUGAGCUUCGAGAGACUGUUUCGGGCGAAGGAGAACUGGUGAGUGGUGUAAUGGUUGAUGACGAGUUUGAAGAGUUCAUCAGUUCCACAAUCGGGCACACGGCGUGGAACAAGCUGGAUGUCGGCGACAUAGCCAAGUUUAUGAAAGAAGACUGGGAGCUCUGCGUCAAGGAACAAUUUACCGGUGCCGAAAGCAAGUUCUGGAUCGAGGUGCCCGAUGGCUACCUGGUUUCCAGUACCAACAAGAAGAGAAAACGGACGACGACAACUGUUCCCAUCACAAGAAAGGAUCUCCUACCCGUGUUUGACGGCGUGGUUGACAAGAUCUGCGCACUCGUGCAGCGCCAAGUGGAUGGCAUCAAGAAGAAGGACUUACCUGAUCCGAAGUUCAUUAUUCUUGUCGGGGGAUUUGGGUGCUGCCGAUAUCUGUUCAACAGACUGGACGCAGCCCAUCCUGACUGCACAGUCUUGAACCCGCCCGUGCGCGACUCGUGGACCGCAGUAUGUCGCGGCGCCGUCCGGUGCGGGCUGAAUCGUCUGGGAACCAAGCGGAGCCACGAAGUUACCGUCGAGGAGCGCAUCUCUCGCGUAGGCUACGGAUUUCACUUUCGCAUUCCGUUCAACGAAAAAUAUCAUGACCCUCGCGACAAGAUCUACGAAGAAUUCGAGGAGCAGUACAUGGCCGACAGCCAGAUGGACUGGUUCUUGAAGCCGGGACAAGUGCUUCCAAGCAAAUCAGCAUCGAACCAUAGGUACUACGAACUGCUCUCGGCUGACAACCCAGCCAGCCUCGAGGAGGACCUAUUCUACUGCUGCUCCGACGAGCUGCCCAUGCGUCGGACAGACGACGUCAAGCAGCUUUGCACCAUCAAAUGGGAGAACUCUGUCGAUCUACGCGGUUUGGAGAAGCUACACAACAGCAAGGGCGAGACCUUCUAUAAAGUUCACUACACGAUUCGGGUCACCAUCGAGGGACCAAACCUGCACAUUGACGUGCUCCGCGGUUCCCAGAAAAUGGCCGAGAGGAAUGUUUUUAUCGACUACAAGUGA
Messenger RNA from Cordyceps fumosorosea ARSEF 2679, 1671 nucleotides. Its product is annotated as Heat shock protein Hsp70. The record is from RefSeq and is a predicted model, not a curated record. NCBI's taxonomy places the organism in Eukaryota, Fungi, Ascomycota, Sordariomycetes, Hypocreales, Cordycipitaceae. The transcript is spliced from 8 exons. Gene Ontology annotation, molecular function: ATP binding; ATP-dependent protein folding chaperone. Bases 1 to 1671 code for a protein of 556 amino acids.